Molecule: messenger RNA, 699 nt
Organism: Aspergillus niger
Lineage: Eukaryota; Fungi; Ascomycota; Eurotiomycetes; Eurotiales; Aspergillaceae
Exons: 1
Coding region: 1-699 (232 amino acids)
Source: RefSeq, a predicted model, not a curated record
AUGUUUCCUAAAUUCUUGCUCCGGCCAUCUUUCUUCCGUGAUAAACAGCGAAGCGUGAGGUCCAGGGUGUCAUCUUCGGAAGCAGGACCCGGACAAUCUGUGAAGCCAAGUGAUGCCAAUUAUCUGGAGGGCCAUAUCUCAUGUAUCCGCUGUUCAUGCUGUGCAGCAGAUAUAUGCCUGACGUCGCAGAUAAUCAGCAAAGGGUUCACGGGUCGCUACGGCCGUGCCUAUCUUGUGUCCGGCGAGCCUUCGCUCGCCCGAAAAGCUUCACCUACUGAUACACUUUUAAACACGGUGAUACAGCAGCCCGUGCCACGGAGACUGGUCACUGGUGCGCACACAGUAGGCGACAUUAACUGUUCCGUUUGCGGAAAUGUGCUCGGCUGGAAAUAUAUCGCUGCCGAAGAAGAGUCACAACGUUACAAAAUCGGCAAGUUCAUCUUGGAGACCGAAAGGGUUAUGAUAUCUUCUUUUUGGGAAUCAUCCGACGUUGUUGAAUCAACAUUACUGCCCGCAUAUCCCGGUUCUACUGAGGUUGGACAUGGCCAACCUCCUAACAGUAUAGAAUUUGAUAGCCAGAACGAAGAUGAAUGCGAGGACUUAUUCUCUGGAAUCUGGACCCCUGGGUUGGCCGUACGCCGAAGAAAUCGCAAACUGCCUGAACGCCGAUCUUCUCUAUUCGGAAUCACAGCCCUGUGA